AUGUACCCAAUUAUCUCCACGCAGCUGAUGUCUUUUGACACUGCCAAGACAUAUGCCUUCACAACGUGGGGCGAUACGACGCAAUAUAUAACGAUAUUGGACGAGCGGCGAUCAAGUGCGGGCCUCCUGGCACCGCAGUUGGCGUGUCAAACAUCAUCACCUGCGACUGCGCCACCGCCUCAUCCACCAGCAUCGCCACCCCGCGUCGUGUCUGCACCGCCCGCACCCCUCGCCCAACCACCUCCCGACCCCGCACCUCAACCCGCACAAGAAGAUGGAGUCAGAUUACGGCGUGUACACACGGUUGCAGUCAGAGAUUAUCUCAAAAGAGAAACGCAAACGUUCUUUGGUGUGCAAAGGGACAAUGAGAGGGAGCAACGGAGGUUAUGGUAUGAAAGACGGAGGAGACACGCAGCGCGGGCGCUUGGGGACCUCCGGCCCGAUCUGCCACCGGACCAUCAUCCUGAUGAUGAUGAUAUUAGUAUGUACGGAGCAUCGGGCGCGGCGCCUAGAGAGGCUCGGGGGCGAGCGCGUGAGCGGCCCGACGUAUUGCCUGCGCCGGCGCCGCUUGAGGAGCCACCGCCGCCUACGCUGCCUCAUCUCGGGAAGGACAGCGUGGCGCGGCUUACGCUCACUGGACUGUCUCUUGUUGUUACCGCGGUGACGCGACGCUCGCGUCAGUCAAUGUCAGCGCAAUGGUCGAGAUCGUUCCGAGGCAGUGUCACGCCACAGGAUGAUACCGACGUAGAUGACGUGCUUUUCCUGCCGCCAACGUCAGUGAUACAGUUACAACAUCACGAUGAAGGGGAUCAGGUUGAUGCGACUAAGGGGGCGCGAUCACCUUUGGGUUCCAAUAGCGUGGAGUAUAGAAGGCCAGAACGAAGCGUGUCCUGGGGUGCGGGGGGAGCGCGCAUCCAUACACCAAUGUUAGAACCUCUGGCAGACAACUCUAAUCGAAGGCAGUUCGGCAUGGGCGUUGUUGGCAGAUUUUUUAGGCGUUCUCUACGAAAAUCAGUGACGCAUCAAGAUGAGGUGGCUCGACAGUUGGAUGAGUUGACAGACUACCGACCGUACUUCACGUGGUGGGUCAGCACGGUGCAAACGUUGGUACUACUGUUAUCUCUUCUGUGCUAUGGCUUUGGACCAGUGGGGUUUGGCAGACACACGCACUCUGGCCAAGUUUUAGUGAAGAGUUUGAGUUUACAGCAGGUUGAAUGGGAAGAACCCGCCUCGUUCUGGCUGGGCCCUAGAGCGGCGGACCUAAUACAUUUAGGAGCUAAGUUUGCACCAUGCAUGAGAAGAGACGCUAGAAUAGCAAGGGCGAUAGCAGCGUCAGCAAGGAGGGAAAGGGAUACAGCAUGCUGCAUACGAAAUGAUGAUUCUGGGUGUGUGCAGUCGUCUAAGGCUGAUUGUUCGAUAAGAGGAUUAAUAUCAAAGAACACAAUAUCGACAUGGAAAAAGUGGUCAUCGGGCGAGUCUGGUCCUGGAGGUCGGAUAUCGGGCUCCGUUUGUGGUUUAGAUCCAAAAUUUUGUGAAGCUCCAAGAUCGAUAGCACCACACGAGUGGCCUGAUGAUAUAACCAAAUGGCCAAUAUGUCGAAAAUCAGUUCUCGAUGGGUCAGCUGCUGCGGGUCGAGCAGGUCAUGCAGCAGAACAUAUGGCCUGUGAAGUCAUAGGCCAUCCCUGCUGUAUAGGAGUUCACGGACAGUGUGUUAUAACAACCAGGGAACACUGCGAUUUUGUAAAGGGGUAUUUCCACGAAGAAGCAUCGCUGUGUUCACAAGUUUCCUGCCUUGAUGAUGUUUGCGGCAUGUUACCAUUUAUGCGUCGACGACGUCCAGAUCAGCUCUAUCGAGCAUGGACAUCGCUAUUCGUCCACGCCGGGCUCCUCCACCUAGCAGCUUCCUUAGCUUUGCAAUGGCUCUUUAUGAGAGACUUGGAAAAAAUGGCUGGUCCAGUCAGAAUAGCUGUAAUUUACUUAGGAAGUGGGGUGGCUGGCAAUAUGGCAUCAGCAAUAUUUGAGCCCUAUCGAGCGGAGGUGGGACCCGCUGGAUCACAUUUUGGACUUCUCGCGUGUCUAAUAGUAGAAGUGAUAGGAGCGUGGCCUCUUUUAAGGCAUCCAAAGCGUGCUAUCUUGAAACUGGUUGGUAUAGCAGUGGCGUUAUUCCUCCUGGGUCUUCUACCUUGGAUCGAUAACUUUGCUCACGUUUUCGGCUUCGUGUUCGGUUUUCUUCUGGCGUACGCAUUGCUACCGUUCAUAACGUUCGGACCGUACGAUAGGAGGAGAAAAAUCGCGUUAGUAUGGGUAUGCAUGGUAUCGGCGGCGGGGAUGCUGUGUGCGUUGGUGGCGUUAUUUUAUGCAGCACCGGCGUACGAGUGUGCGGCGUGCGCUUACUUCACAUGCCUGCCGUUCGCUCCCGACAUGUGCGAGUCGCAGGAUGUGCGAGUGCGCCAGCUGGACGGAGUAUGA
Arctia plantaginis is the source of this 2469-nucleotide messenger RNA. Lineage: Eukaryota; Metazoa; Arthropoda; Insecta; Lepidoptera; Erebidae. The record is from the annotation of a GenBank genome assembly.